GCCAAGCUGAAACGUUCAAACUGAACUGUUGGUGGCGCUAUAAUGUUUUACAAGGCAAGAUGGCGUCGUACACAAUCGGUCCAGAGGAUGUUUGCCUGUGGUACUCGGACACCCAUCUUCGGCUGCCAGAGUUCCGUAAGACCUUACAGAGGCAGGACUUUCCCCGAGCCACCCGUACUCUACUGGAGUGGCUCCAUCGCUACUUUGUGCAGUGCGAGAACUUCCCGCCUGGCAAGUUCCCCAACCAGGAUUGUGUUCGUCAACUCAUUGAGGAGUUUGUCUUCUAUAGGAAUUCUGGCACAAGCAGGGUUCAGCAAAAAUUGACAGCCAUUCAAGAGCUGCGACUCUUGGAGGAACUGUGCAACCAUUUCCAGCUGAACCAAGACCUGAUCACCAGACACAAUGUCUUUGAUGCCUUCUUUGGCUGCAAGCCGGGGCCUAUAUCGGCGGCGGAUGAACACCGGACGGGAGCACUGAGUAAACUGGUCUCAAUGGCCAUCGCGGUGAACUGUAUCCCAGUGCUGGACUGUGCUGCCGUGUUGCUGCACAACCAGGGAGCUUCUGAAGCCACCCUAGCCCUCACCAGAAGUCUUGUGGAGGAUUACUGCACUCUGAUCCCCACGGCCUGUGACCUACUCAAGAACCUAGUGGAUUCCUCCCCACAGUUUGUCUGUCACUUGAUGUCCUCAAUAUCAGCACUCUACGAUGUAGAUAGAGCUCCAAAGAAGGUAAAACUUCCUCCGACAGCGUUACUGGAGGUACUGACCAGCUGGGCCAGCAAACACCCCCUCAUCUUCAUUGAAAACUUCCUGAAUCCUCCACCGAAUAUCCCAUCAUUCCACGGUACCGACCCCACCCAGGGAUCUCCGGCCUCCCCGCCCCCUCUCCCGGGCCCGUUCCCUGGACUCAUCAAGGCCUGUGUCCUCUCCCCUCUGGUCCUGCCGAGGAAAACCCUUUCGCAAACGGACGUCGCAAACGCGAACCUUAAAGACGAUUCCCCCGCGCAUCUUCUGUACUCCAGACUGCACCUGGGCAUCCUUCAAGCUCUGCUCUCCACGCAACACAAACUCAAAUCCCGGCUCUCUAAGUCAAAACACGAAGAGCUUGUGUCGGAGAGAGACAUUGAAGGCGUCGUAGCGAGCCUGAGGAGGCUGCUGGUAGGCGGCGCUUGGCGUAAACAGAAGGCGGAGGAUGUCCUGGACGUCACGUUGGAUCGGCUGGCCCAGGUGGUGCAGGUGGCAUUGUCUACGGGGGCGCUUCAUUCUUCCAGGAGUACCCUGAAAACAACACUUGAAGGUCUACCCGAUAAUCAAUUGCUUUGCCUGGUUCUACAGCACGAGGGCGCUAUGCAGAGUUAACACUACAAGGAGCCGUCACACAGGGGAAUUAUUUAAUACAUGUAAAUCUUGGUUCACUUCUUGACAUCAUGUCAACAUGACCCUUUGUUUACUUUACACUAUCCGUGUUGCUCCGAGCUAUUUCACAAAUUUGUUUUAAUACCAGAGUUCACAAAAGUAGUUUUGAGUACUAAUUUGUCUUUUUCAUUUGCGAAAAGUUCAUGCAAACAAAAUUUGAUCUUUUCUGAGAAUCAUCCAACUAUUUUCUGUUGUCAGAAACUGAAGAAGACUACAGAAUGAAUAAAUACAAAAAAAAAUUGUGUGUAAAUAUUUCAUUUUAUUUGUGUUCUAAAAAUCUCAUUCAAGAUAGGUCACUACAAUCCACAAUGUGUAUUAUAUGUAUUAUGAAGCAAUAAAAAUAUCUUGGUAAAAAA
Messenger RNA from Patiria miniata (bat star), 1771 nucleotides. RefSeq lists its product as uncharacterized. Bases 60 to 1358 code for a protein of 432 amino acids. The transcript has 7 exons. The record is from RefSeq and is a predicted model, not a curated record. NCBI's taxonomy places the organism in Eukaryota, Metazoa, Echinodermata, Asteroidea, Valvatida, Asterinidae.